GAGGAAAAUAGCACUCUGCAUUAUCUACUGCAAUUUUGGCGUCUUUCCGCUUCGAGAUGAGCAAAACUCACCUCUGACCUCAUCGUCCUCGUCAUCAUCACAAUUGAGCUGUGGAUAGGAGGUGGCCAUGGCGACUGAAUCCCAGUCUCCUCCUCAUUCGACCCCUCCUGACCAAAGUGCCCAGAAACCAGCUGGUGUCAUGCAACCAAUUCCAACAACUGAGAAUCAGCAAAAUGUCCAGGCAGAAGCUACUAAGGAAAAUGCUUCAACAUCUGUGUUUGUGAAUUCGGAACCAAUGCGAGAGGAUCAAGUACAGAAUGCAGUGAAAUUCCUCUCUCACCCGAAAGUUAGGGGCUCUCCAGUAAUGUAUAGACGAUCUUUUCUUGAGAAGAAGGGCCUUACAAAAGAGGAGAUAGAUGAAGCUUUUCGACGAGUGCCCGAUGCACCUCCUAGUGUACAAACUUCUGGUGUGAAUCAAGCAGAUGGACAGAAGACAUCAUCUAGUGUUCAGCCACAAACCUCUGCACCUGCUGCUCCUACAAAUGCUGUUUCUCAAGUGGCUUCCGUAACACGUUCACGGUUUCAUUGGUCUCAUGCUGUUCUUGCUGUAGGAUUAUUGGCCGUUUCAGGAGCUGGAACAGCUGUUAUAAUUAAGAAUGCUGUUAUUCCUAGAUUAAAGUCAUGGAUACGUAAGGUUAUCUCAGAAGAAGAAAAUGAAUCAGUUGAGAAAAAAGAUUCUAAACCAAGUGUAGCGGAGGAAGCUGCAGCUGCUGCAAAAGCAGCUGCAGCUGCAGCAACUGAUGUGGCAAAAGCUAGCCAGGAAAUGAUGAGUUCGAAAAAUGAAGAGAGGAGGUACUUUGGGGAGCUUAUGAAUAUGUUAGACGUACAAGUGCAAGAAAUGAAGUCAAUGGGUAAUUCCAUUCGGAGAUUGGAAGGUGAAACAAGUGCUCUUAGGAGAACCUCUGGCAUCGAUCAUGAAAGCCAUCAAUUAAAUGUCAUAAACUCAAAGAAACCAUAUGUUAAUGGCAAGGCAGACUAUGACUCACACUCAGUUAGAUCUGCCUCACCUCCUGCGUCUGCAGAGCCAUCACUUGGACCUCCACCUCAUCCAAAGUCUUAUAUGGACAUUAUGGCCAUGGUACAAAGAGGGGAGAAACCUCCUAAUGUCAGGGAGAUUAAUGAUUCACCUCCAAACCCUAAUCAACAACCAUCAAAUCCUCGGUUAGCACCUAGAUCUAAGCCUUGGGAGGUUAGUCAGACCCAGUACUACCAAAGCCAGGUAAUUCAAUCUCAAGGGAGCGGUGAAGGAUUUAAUUCCAAUCCCCAAGACAAUGGGCUCAACUAUUCAUCAAAUGGAGAUGGUCCAGUGCCGUGGUGGCAACAAAAGAAUCCAAGAAUCACUGAGAUUGAAAGUGAAGAUGAAUUGAAGACUAGGUCUUAUGGACCCCCAACCAGUGAACAACCAAUUAGGCGUUCAUGGGUUCCACCUCAGCCUCCACCUGUGGCAAUGCCAGAAGCAGCUGAAGCCAUCCGAAGGCCAAAAUCUUUAGCACAGAAGGAGCUUUCAGCUGAUGAUCAGUCAGAAACACGUUCAUCAGAUGUAACUGAUGAGUUGCAGAGGAUUACAAAAAUAUCUGAAUCUGGGGGCCCGGUUGAAAGUUAUACUGGGAGCUCAUCGAUGAACUCAAGUGAGAUACAAGAAGCCAAAGAUGAAAUUUAUGGGUGAUCUGAGUAACCAGCUUCUAUCUAUAAGGGUAGGUAUUGGAAACCAUGGUGGCUACCAGAAUUGUUUAUCGCAAUAAUCCGCAGCAGCGACUUUAUGUUACAGUUUCUAUCUGUUCUACAUGGAAGCAUUAUCAAACACCAUAUUACUAUAUCAGUUCAUGAUACGCAUCAAAUUGGAUGUUUAAGUCGGUCUGUUGUGAAGGAUCCCAACUCUUGUUGCUCUGGUCUUGCCUUUAUCAGACAACCUCAUAAUAUGUUGAUCAGCAAAAAGUAUUGUAUCUUAAAUCAUGAUUGCUAUGUAUUUCAGUUUGUUACUGCAUAUAAUAAGAAAUGAUGGAAAAUAUAGUUUCCUUUUAGGCAAACAUUAAUGAUAAUAAUAAUAAUAUAAUAUCUGUUAUAAUGAA
Humulus lupulus (European hop) is the source of this 2129-nucleotide messenger RNA. Its product is annotated as peroxisomal membrane protein PEX14. Lineage: Eukaryota; Viridiplantae; Streptophyta; Magnoliopsida; Rosales; Cannabaceae. Gene Ontology annotation, cellular component: peroxisomal membrane; peroxisomal importomer complex. The coding region runs from base 128 to 1726 and encodes 532 amino acids. The record is from RefSeq and is a predicted model, not a curated record. Gene Ontology annotation, molecular function: signaling receptor binding. Gene Ontology annotation, biological process: protein import into peroxisome matrix, docking. The transcript has 14 exons.